This is a messenger RNA of Amphiprion ocellaris (clown anemonefish), 1538 nucleotides long. RefSeq names its product L-threonyl-[L-threonyl-carrier protein] 4-chlorinase-like. The record is from RefSeq and is a predicted model, not a curated record. Lineage: Eukaryota; Metazoa; Chordata; Actinopteri; Pomacentridae. The transcript is spliced from 6 exons.
GCAAGCUUGAUUCAGACAGGUGUGGUCUCUAAGGUUAGAUGGGUCUUGAAGGACAGGAGGACCAAGGUGUUCUGUCUUUAGUGAGCAGGCAGGGUGCUAUUUAUUUUUACGUCUAUGAACAGCUUUAAGUUGAGCUUUAAGUCUUGAAAACUAGAUAGAAAGCAAAAUAAAUAUCCAAGCACUGAAUUUUUUUUUUUGCAAUACUUCAACUCUAAUAGCUCUGUCUUUUCUUCAGCUUAAGCUCCGCCGCCACCACAAACAGUCUCAACCUUGUAAAUUUUGGAAGCAGAAAGCCUGAGGAAUCAGCUGUGAAACUGUUUAAUAGAGAUGACUACAUCAGCGACUAAACUACAGGAGAACUACAACCAGCAGGGCUUCCUCUCAGCGCUGCCUGUACUCAAUGGCGCUGAGCUCAGGGAGGCCAGACAAGCCUUUUCUGAGCUGGAGAAGGAGUUUGGUGAGGAGUACACUCAGUACAGUCUCCACAACGUUCACCUUUAGUAUCCGUGGGUGAUGGGCCUCACCAAACACCCUUGUAUCCUGGAAGUGGUCAAAGCCAUCCUGGGCCCUGAUGUCAUCCUGCUGGACUCCCGCUUCAUCUGUAAAUACCCGACACUCAAAGCAGCCAACAUCCAGGAGAAGGAAGAAAACAAAGCUGACGAGAGCAAACUUCCAUACGUGGCCUGGCAUCAGGAUAUGAAGUAUUGGGGUAUUGCUGGUGGCCCUGUUCUCUCUGUGUGGCUUGCCUUAGAUGACUCACUGAAAGAAAACGGUGCCCUUCAGGUCAUCCCAGGCAGCCACUGCUCCGGCAUGUUGCUCCAUCGUCAAGCCGUCCGUCCUGGAAACAUGCUGUCGGUCAACCAGGAGAUCCCAGAGGAGCUGGUGCAGGUGGAGGAAGCUGUGCUCUGUCUUCUGUCAGCUGGACAGAUGUCUAUUCACGAUGGACUCCUCGUCCAGGCAAGUGAUGCCAACACAUCUCAGAGGAGGCGCUGUGGCUUCGUGAUCCGAUACUUCCCCACCUGUGCCUCCCUCACAGAGGAUCCUGACCGUCCAAGGAAAUUUCAUGCAACAAUGUUGGUCUCUGGAACCGACCAGUUCAACCAUUUCUCCAACAAAAGCACAUGAAUAUUUACUGGAGUCUUCCUGCUGCUUGAAUCAUUGUUGCUUUUUACACUUGACAGGAAUACAAUAUAGUAUAUAUAAAAUAAUAUCAUCGGGAAUACAGCCAACAUCCAGGAGAAGGAAGUGUUUACUGUAUAUUUAUGACCAAUAGAAUAACUAUGCUGUGCCGUAUUGACGACGUCUCAACUGUGAAUUACUCGCGAAUGAACGGCGUUUUCGCAAUGUAAUAUAUGUUAUUGUGACACCGUUACCAUAGUAACUUGUUGUGAAGCCUUAAAUAAAUGUAACAGAAAUGACACAAACAGCAGCGAAUUACAGUGUUUGUAAAUUUUACAUCAUCAUAUUAGGGGCUCGACUGUUGUGUUGUAAAAAAAAAAAAAAAAUUUAUUCCUCAUCGAUAACCACCGAAUACCCCU